Messenger RNA from Harpia harpyja (harpy eagle), 4483 nucleotides. RefSeq names its product sperm associated antigen 6 (gene SPAG6). The transcript has 11 exons. Gene Ontology annotation, biological process: filopodium assembly; sperm axoneme assembly; neuron projection extension. The coding region runs from base 81 to 1607 and encodes 508 amino acids. Lineage: Eukaryota; Metazoa; Chordata; Aves; Accipitriformes; Accipitridae. Gene Ontology annotation, molecular function: microtubule binding. Gene Ontology annotation, cellular component: axoneme; acrosomal vesicle; microtubule cytoskeleton. The record is from RefSeq and is a predicted model, not a curated record.
GCGCGGCUUCCGCCCGGUUGCCAAGGCGACGGGUACACAGUGCGGCCCUGCGCGGGCGCGCAGCCCGCCGCGCCGCCGCCAUGAGCCAGCGGCAGGUUCUGCAAGUUUUCGAGCAGUACCAGCGCGCCCGGACGCAGUUCGUGCAGGCGGUGGCCGAGCUCGCCGCCCGGCCGCAGAACGUCGAGACGCUCCAAAACGCAGGUGUAAUGUCUUUGCUGAGACCUCUUUUGCUGGAUGUCGUCCCAACUAUUCAACAGACUGCUGCUUUGGCUCUUGGGAGACUUGCCAAUUAUAACGAUGACCUGGCAGAGGCAGUGGUGAAGGGAGACAUUCUUCCACAGCUCUUGUGUUCAUUGUCUGAGCAGAAUCGUUUCUACAAGAAAGCAGCUGCAUUUGUGCUAAGAGCAGUUGGUAAACAUUCUCCACAGCUAGCUCAGGCAGUAGUUCAGUGUGGAGCACUGGAAAUGCUUGUGAUUUGCUUGGAAGAUUUUGACCCUGGAGUCAAAGAAGCUGCAUCUUGGGCACUCGGGUAUAUUGCCCGACACAAUUCAGAACUGUCACAAGCUGUGGUGGAUGCAGGCGCUGUUCCUCUUUUAGUGCUCUGUAUCCAGGAGCCAGAAAUUGCUUUGAAAAGGAUUGCUGCUUCAACUCUCAGUGAUAUUUCAAAGCAUUCUCCAGAGUUAGCACAGACAGUAGUGGAUGCAGGAGCUAUCGCUCACUUAGCUCAGAUGAUCCUGAACCCUGAUGCUAAACUGAAGCGUCAGGUGCUGUCGGCUCUAAGCCAAAUAGCAAAGCAUUCAGUGGAUCUUGCAGAGUUGGUGGUUGAAGCAGAAAUUUUCCCAGUUGUGCUCACAUGCCUGAAGGACUCAGAUGAAUAUGUCAAGAAAAAUGGUGCAACUUUAAUUAGAGAGAUAGCAAAGCAUACGCCUGAGCUUUCACAGCUUAUAGUAAAUGCAGGUGGAGUCGCUGCUGUGAUUGAUUGUAUUGGCAGCUGCAGAGGGACUGUCAAACUGCCUGGCAUCAUGAUGCUUGGUUAUGUAGCAGCUCAUUCGGAGAACCUGUCAAUGGCAGUGAUUGUCUCCAAGGGAAUACCACCACUGUGUGCCUGCUUGAUAGAAGAACAUGAAGAUCAUAUUAAGGCAGCAGCUGCUUGGGCCUUGGGACAGGUUGGAAGACAUACUCCUGAGCAUGCACGUGCUGUUGCAGUAGCAAACGUACUACCCACACUGCUUGCUAUGUAUAUGGACACACGCAGUUCAGAAGAUCUUCAAAUGAAAACUAAAAAAGCCUUAAAGAACAUCCUUCAGAAAUGCACGUAUCUUCCAGCACUUGAACCAUUGCUGCAUGAUGCCCCUCCCAAUAUUAUGAAACACAUUGUUGGGCAGUUUAGUAAGGUGUUACCACAUGACAGUAAAGCACGUCGUCUCUUUGUAACAACUGGUGGACUUAAAAAGGUUCAAGAAAUAAAAGCAGAACCUGGGUCACUUCUUCAGGAAUAUAUCAACACUAUUAACAAUUGCUAUCCAGAGGAAAUAGUAAGGUAUUAUUCCCCUGGAUAUUCUGAGAUACUUCUGGAAAGGGUGGAAAAUUACCAUCCAGUUUUAUAAACUUCAUUUUUUUAUUAGAGCUGUAUUUCACAUUUAUGCCUUUAUGACUAUAAUACGAAUACAGCUGUUGAAACUCUUGUUUGAUUCUGAAAUCUCCUUCUACUGUUUGAACUACUGAAAGAGCUCAGCAAUUCCAGCAAGCUAUAUUUUGUUCUUUAUAAACUUGUUUGAUAAGUUUUUGUCCUUUCUGUUUUUUCUCUAACGUUACUACCAGAUAUUGUAGCAUAUAUGAAUGGAAUUUCACGCAGGGGUGAUGAUUUAUCACAGAAGCUUUUUUAGAAUCAGUCAUUUCCUUUUCCUUCCACAAGAAAGGUUUGUUAUUAUCUCAUUCAAAUUUUACCAUUCUCAGUACUGUAGCCAUUUUCCCCUUUUGCCUUUGCAUAUUGUUUAGAGCUUCCCAAGCUCGAUGAGGGGGAAAAAGCUGGCCCCUGUGCUUUUUUCUAAUUAUGGAAUCCAUUCUGCACUGAGAUAUCUCCUACUGCUACCUUUCAGAAAGUAAAGUGAUGUGAUUUUGCAUCUCCAAACACGUUAGUAGCUGUUAAAUAAAGAAAUAAUCAGAUCUGAUGAUGAUAAAAGGGCUGAAUUCUGCAUGAUAUGAUAGUGUGGUGGUCCUGGCAUGGUAGAUAAUACAUCUUCUGCAAAAGUCUUCCUAAUUAAGGCAGGAUUCACUGUGGAGGGAAGGAGCAAUACACUGUUUGGUGUAUGCAUUGUUGUUCCUCUUGGAAAGGACAGAGUGAACUUAGAAUUUCCAUGGGCACAAAGGGAAGGACGCUGGGAGGUUUGGCUCCAUUUGAGUCAGCAGUAAAUUUGUGUGGCUCAGAAGAGAGGAGAAUUACUUGGCUGCAGGAACACUGUUAGCAAAGUUCUGAGCACAUUCAGAGGAAACCUGAGGACACUUGAGUCCCACUGAUUGGAGUGAUGGGACCAAAGCUGCUCAGUACUUAUUCUUCAAGAGCUGAAAUUGCUGCAGAAUUGAGUUGAAGCACACUUGGAACUUAGUCUUGAAGUUGCAGAUCACAUCGACGUGGAGGUUAUUGGAGGUAUGAGCUCUUGUGUGUCUGUAGAACAUCCUGGAAAUAUUUUUGCCUUCUUAUGUAGAGUGAAAGGAAUUUUACAUUCUGCUUACUGCUCUGGUAUACUGUAGCAGCAGGGAGCAGUAUACAACCCUUUAAUAUUCCCUAAUAUGUAACUGUCUUUUACCAUUUUUUGUUGUUCUAACCAUUUUUGUUUUCCUAUGCAGCAGUUUUUUGUGGGGUUUUUUUUGUUGUUGUUGUUGGUUUUUUUUUUUUUCCUAAAGGGUAAUAAACAGUGUUUCUGGAAUGGGAUGUUGAAAUACUGGCAGCCACAAGGAAAGACAAUUUUUGAAAACCCCCGCAGGAGAGAAACUUGUCUACUUUCUUAAACUUAUUAACUGAAUGAGUUUAUAAAACAGGAAUAGUCUCUUCUAUUACUCGUAAAACAGGAGCAAAGACUUAUUGCAGUUGGAAAUGAUUUAGAGUGGCUUUUCUCUGCCAAAUUCCAAAUGACUAUUUUCUUUUAUUCUUGUCAGCAUAUUUUUCAACAGUUUACAAAAACAUUGAUGGGCUAUCUUGUGUUAAGGUUUAAUUCUACAGAGGGCUGUGCUCCCGCUGUGAGGUAUUUGGUGCUCUCAGGCUCUGUUCUUCAGAAGGAGCAGGGGAUAGACAGUACCUUGCUAUAUGGAGCCUAACUGAGAUGGAAACCAUUGGUGUCAUGAAUACCGGUAUAGAAGCCACACCAGCUGGGUUAGUCCACAUCAGAGUGAAAAGUCUUGGAACUGACUAGUUUCUACCAAAUGCCUUUUCAUUUUUGGUGUUUAUAUUCUGACAUUAUUAAUGCUAGGACACUAGUGGAAAAACAUUAGGUCUAUUAAAAAGAUUGUUGUAAUACUCAAUAAUUUUCUCACAUGCAUUAUGGAUAUUUAAAAAUAAAAUCUUGUACAAUCUCUAAAAGAAUAUGUAAUGGGAGGGCUUCCAGACAGUCUUGAAGGAUCUGAAACCUUUAUUUUCCCUAGCGGAACAGAAAUGGUGCAGAAGGCUGAAUGCAGUUGCAGUGCAGAUGGGAGGCAGGGUAGGCAUGGAGCUGCAUACCCAUAGCUGCAUCAUGUGCUUUGGAGCACACCCACACCACACAAUGCUAAUGUAUAUGUUUUGUACGGAGAGAGCAAAGAGGCUUCAGUCCCCUGACAAAUGUGCUCCUGCUGUGUCACACUGUGCUACACUGUAAGGAUUCCACAGGGUUAAAUUUCAAUGCCUAAACAAUUUGUUCACAGUCUUUUCACAGUCUUUUUCUGAUUCCUGACAAAGGAAAUGAUUGCACAAGGCAAACCUUCAAAGCGAUCUGAUUGUGCAGAGCACAAUCUAAAUCAGACCUAGCAAAAAUACAUCUUUACACCAGCUAGGCAGUUCUGUCCUAAGCCAGUGGCUGUUUGGCCUUUUGUUGCAGGACUCUCCUGGACGAUGCCACAUCCCAUUAGGCUGUGGCAGCGCAAAGUCCCCUCCCGCAUACUUUGAGACCCCCUCAGCUCUCCUUUGCUGGCAGGCUGCUUCCCUGCAUUGUACAUAUAGCUUCUGGCUGGAGGCUUCUCAGGAGGUACGUGUCUGCACAGUGCAGAUCCUAGCCCUUCACAGCAGAAUUAUCACUAAUUUGUAUUUUAGGCUUACAUUACUAGGGUAAGAGUUGCUCUUUUCCUGUAGUGUUUCACGAGUUCUGAUGUACAGCGUUUCUAUUCCAUCCUCUUAUUUGGCUUAAGUCAUCAUCUAAAGCUAUAUUAAUGUUUGUAAUUGCUACUCUGGCAGGCUUCAAGUGUGUAUCAUUUGUCUCGAUUUCAUAGAAUAAAAUGUAGAUUUGCAUUUUAA